Molecule: messenger RNA, 1719 nt
Organism: Erigeron canadensis
Lineage: Eukaryota; Viridiplantae; Streptophyta; Magnoliopsida; Asterales; Asteraceae
Product: ankyrin repeat domain-containing protein, chloroplastic
Exons: 7
Coding region: 114-1442 (442 amino acids)
Biological process (GO): protein targeting to chloroplast
Cellular component (GO): chloroplast outer membrane
Molecular function (GO): protein binding; chloroplast targeting sequence receptor activity
Source: RefSeq, a predicted model, not a curated record
UGAAAAAAGAGAAAACAUUUCUCAUAUCAUCAUCAUCAUCGUUGUCGUUACAAGUUCAUCCAUUAAGUCACCACCGGUGAGGAGAAGAGAAGAAAAGAGAAUUCAAGAAAAUUAUGUCCAUAUUAAACCACCACUCCGCCACCACGCUCUUCUCCCACCUUUCAAUAACACCCACCUCAUCUAAAACCCCCCAAAACCACUCCCACCCAUCUUUCUUCUUUUUCCAAAUCAAAUCCCCACCACCACCCCUUCACUCCUUCACUCUCCACUGUCACAACCCACAACAACAAUUACAACUUUUUGAAGAAGAUGACGAUGAAGAAGAGCAAGUUCUUGGAGACUGUUUAGUUUUCGAAGAAGGCAUUUUCCAAGAAGACCACCACCACCAUCACCACCCUCCUAUCCAACAACAUUUUCAAAAUAAAGUUGUCAAAUCUGAGGAUUUAAUACCUCCAAAAUGGAAAGAUGUUCAGGCGGAAAUCAAUAUCACCAAAAAAGAAAGAAGAAAAAUGGCCCAGGAAAUGGAAUUUGGGAGUAAGUUACAGAAGAAAAAACAAGGUUUGAAACCAAUCCCAAUUGGUUACUCGAGUCAUAAAGAAUAUAAAGCUGCUAAAUUGAGGGAAUUAAACCCUGUUGUGUUGGAUAAUCCGGAUACCCUUUUGGUGGAAAGUGAUAAUAAUGAUAAUGAGGAUGAAAGCGAAAUCGAAAAUGAGGGUGGUGUUAGUAGUAGUAGUAGUAGAGUGGUACCUAGGAACCCGAAAAUGGCGGUGUAUGGAAGGAGUUUGGAUGAUAUUUCGAGGUUUUUGAACUCGGGUUUGUAUGACCCUGAGGCUGCUAAAGAUCCCCAAGGUGCACGUAAGUUAUUUACAAAGGAUGAGAAGGUCCUUAUGAAUAGGCGGGUUCCUGAUUUGGAAGCUGUCACCUCACGGAAAUGGCAACCUUUACAUACUCUUGCAGCAUCCGGAGAAUUUUACCUAGUUGACAAUUUGAUGAAAUUCAGUGGAGAUAUCAACGUUCCUAACCAUGAGGGGCUUACAGCAAUUCAUAAAGCAAUACUUGGCAAAAAGCAAGCCAUCUGUAAUUAUCUACUUAGAAAUUCAGCCAACCCAUUUGUUCGUGACAAAGAAGGCGCUACUCUCAUGCAUUAUGCAGUACGCACGGCGUCAACUCAAAUGAUAAAAGUCCUUUUACUAUAUAACGUGGAUAUUAACCUCCAGGACAAUGAUGGGUGGACCCCACUGCAUCUAGCUGUUCAAGCCCGUAGAACUGAUUUGGUGAGGCUACUGUUGAUCAAGAAAGCCGAUAAGACCCUAAAAAACCAAGAUGGAUUGAGCCCGUUGGAUCUUUGCCUUUAUAGUGGAAGAGAUACACGAACUUAUGAGUUGAUCAGGCUGCUGAAACUGCCACCGAAACCACGUAAAUAUGCUCAGCUUAUGGAAUAGCAGCUUACUCAUGGUUCAUCGCCAACGCCAUCCCAUCAAGACAAAUUUCAAUUGGUCGACAAAUAGCCAGACCCUAGCGACUUGGAAUCAGAUUAAUAGAAGGCUAAUUUGCUGUUCUCUGAGACCAUGCAUGACACAGGUAAUCUAAAUAUGUGUACAAAUGUGAAUGGAUCAACUUCUGUUUGCAGCACAGCCAUAUCAAUAGCAUGUUUUGUAUGUAGCAAUUAGCUGGUGUUUGUAAAACUUUGAUGUUUAUAUUGAAUCCCUUUCUUUAAUA